UGCUAAAACUAUUUUAACAUCCAAGGGACGCAACUAUCACUAGUUUAAUCUGUUGAUAAUUUCCAUGAAGAAGCUAUUGAUAGUUGUAUUUCUUUUAUUAUAGUACAUCCGACGUAUAUAUGUGUGUUUAAUAAAACUCCUAUAAAAUCUGUAGCCAGAUAAGCAAAUGAUUCUUACAAUUUUCUAUAUACUGUUUCCUACAUUUCGUUUCGAAAUAUUUUAGUACAGAAAUUUCGGACAGUGCAGAUUUCGGACAGAACAUAUAUAAAUAAUAAUAAAUAUGUGACGCGCUCAGCGAUUUUUUGCCCAAUUGAGUUUUUAAUUAUUGUGAGAAAAACGCUGGCAAAGGCACGCGAGUUUUCAUGUUUUAAUUUUUAGGGUUUCCUUUCAAAACAGAGUUUUUUUUAAAAAUAAACUUGAAAAAAAUCAAAAAUACUUUUUGAUCAGCCCCUUCUCAGCCUCCGCACGAUAAACAUGUAUUGGUUUCCCAAAAAUCUAUAUUUAGACUAAAUGCACUGUGUAAACUCAGGAGUCAGGUCAGCGAGUAAACACAUGUUGAUUCUCUACAGUACCGUUUACAGUACGUCACUACAUAUUUGGAGGUUUAAAUAAAUAUUAAGGUCAGCCAACAUACAUUAAAGAAUGUAAAGUAGAUAAUACCCAGCAUGUUGGAGACAUAUUCUUCAAGACCACAAGGAAAUGUACUGAACACAUAGAUAGUUCACCUAUUUGCUGAUGAAUAUACUAAACUAUUGCUGGAAAUGAGGCAGUAUGUGUGACAUCUAUGCCCUAUUGAGCACCAGGGUUAUGGAGUAAAAAAGACAAUAACUUAGUAUCAACUGCACAGUACUGGUUAAGAUAAAAAGCAAUUCAAUUGGGGUGGCAUGUGAGGAGUCAAUGACUUGUAGAAGACCUAUGUUUGACAGUAUACCAAAGUGAAUUACAUUCUCAUAGAAUUAAUGUCUUCAGAAGUAUCCCUGAAAAGCUGAAAACUGCAGUGGCAGAUGCUACAAUAUUUUUACUUCAUUGUGAAACAAGUUUAUGCAAGUUUAUGAAUCACUAUUUUUCUGCUUACAAAAACUGAAGGCAUAUGAGGAGACAUGGUUGUUAUUACCCUGUUUGGCUCAAACCCUCAAACUGGGGUUGCAAGACUUCAUUCAAGGACAAAAGUGAUCUGUCAUUUGUGACUUUCCAUGUGUUUGCAAAAAUCUGUUAUUAUGAUUGUUUUUAUUUAUUGAAAUUAUUUCAUCAUAGAAAUAUAUUAUGUAUAUAAAAUGUUAUUCAUAUUAUACAAUUUAAAAUACACUGAUCAAUAAGAAUAUGGUUACAUGGUCAAAAAUAUAAUCAGGAAAAUCAAGUACAAGAUCUUUCUAUUUUUUGGUUAAAUUUCAGAAAGACCUUUGAAAUUAUUAUGAAUACAAUUAUUUUAUAUGGAAUAUUUUUUAUAAGAUGCCAUUAUUUUAAAUCAUACAGUUUUUUGUGAUUUUUUUUUGUGUGCAUAUUUUUGUUACCAUGGCUACCAAAAAUACACUUUUUUGUAAUCAGUGCAUUAAAAUUAUCUGUUUUGUAUUGGAUUUAUAAUUUAUAUGCUAUCAUGCAACAGCUAUGUGUUUUAAAGUGGACUUACUUAAGUUAUGAAAUUAGUAAUCAUGGAAAAGUUACUGAAAUUCUGAGAAUUUAAUCCUUACAUUUAUAUUUAUUAUCAGUAACACUUAGGGAAAAGUGAAAAAUCCUUUUUUUUCUUUUUCUGAAAAAUCUUAAUUAGUGUUGUCUUUUAAAAUAAUAUAUGCAUUAAUUUGAUGAUAAAUUAAUCAUGUUAAAUGCAAAAAUAUUGCAUUUGAUGAUUUUUUUUGAUUUUUGUUGCCAUGGCAACCGAUUAUUGAAAACAAAUGAUAGUUUUUAUUUCAAGAUAUUACAUUUAUUACACCAAGAUGAAUGAUAACUUUAUGUUUUGUUUCUUUUAUUGUGUAUAACUAUGGAAUAAUUUCUAGUUUUAUAUACCAAUAAAAGUUUAAAAUGUUAUUUUUUGUUGUUAUGGUGAUUUCAUACAAAUUAGAAUAUUUCAUAAAAUGUUAAGUAUUUAAAAAAAAAAAAUUGUUGCCAGCUAUUCAGCCGAUGUUGUUCUACCACAAACUAGUCAUAACCCAUUUUCGACCAGAUAUCACAUUUGGGCCAAAACUCGCUGAGCUUGUCACAUAUAAUAAUUGUCAAUAAUAAUUGUGUUAAUUGUCAAGCUAUCAAACAAAUUUGAUUGUUAUAAUUAGUUAAGCAUGUUCUUUUGUAGACCUUUGCUUAAGAUCUUAAAAUGGCGACUGUUGAAGGCGCUAGACAAGUACGCCAGAGACGGGCAGCACGAUUGUUCAGGACUAGAGCAAGCCUCGACCAUUUGAGGGAUAGUGAGAUUCUGUCUCGCUAUCGUCUCACAAGAGAAGGUAUUAAUAGAUUGGUAAAUAUCUUGAGAGGAAAUUUAGAGAAGGAUACAAAUAGAUCACACUCCAUACCUAUUUUGACGCAGGUACUUAUUGGUUUGCGUUACCUGGCAAAAGGAGAUUUGCUGUCUGAGGUUUCAGACCUACAUGGUGUAAGCAGAUCCAGUGCUUGCCAUAUUAUUGACAAAUUUGUGGAAGCUGUUAAUGACAGACUUGACAAUAUAAGGUUUCCAAGUGGCAGAGACCUAAUUGAUGUGAAGCAGGGUUUUUAUCAAAAAUGUAAAAUACCCAAUACUGUUGGAGCCAUUGAUGGUACUCUAAUACCAAUUGUCACGCCUUCUGAAAAUGAGGAAGUAUAUGUAUGUAGAAAGGGCUUUCAUGGAAUCAAUGUACAGGCCACUGUUGACCAUAAGGCAAGAUUCACAGACAUGGUUUCAAAAUGGCCAGGAUCAACCCAUGAUUCUUCUAUAUUUGAAAACAGUUCCCUUAAAGUUCACUUAGAAAGGAAUCAGAUUGGCCACCUACUUGGGGAUUCUGGAUAUGCUUUGAAGAAGCACUUGUUAACACCGUUAUUAAAUCCUUCCAAUCAAAUGGAAUCAGAUUACAAUAAAGCUCAUUCUAGUGGUAGAAUGGUUGUAGAGAGAGCUUUUGGGAUGUUGAAGUCAAGAUUCAGGUGUCUGCACAGAACAGGUGGGGUUCUAUACAAGAAGCCAUGGAAGUGUUGCAAAAUUGUAUUGGCAUGUGCCAGGUUACAUAAUUUGUGCAUGGAAAAUAACAUUCCAUUGCCAGAAAACCAGAUUGUUUUUGAACAAGAUGAAGAAACAUUGGCAGGCAGUCCAGAUUCAAAUGCUGUAGAAUACCGCCAGCAAAUCAUUAAUCUUUUCAAUUAGA
Molecule: messenger RNA, 3320 nt
Organism: Ruditapes philippinarum (Manila clam)
Lineage: Eukaryota; Metazoa; Mollusca; Bivalvia; Venerida; Veneridae
Product: putative nuclease HARBI1
Exons: 10
Coding region: 2306-3319 (337 amino acids)
Source: RefSeq, a predicted model, not a curated record